This is a messenger RNA of Scaptodrosophila lebanonensis, 6408 nucleotides long. Its product is annotated as HEAT repeat-containing protein 1 homolog. Gene Ontology annotation, cellular component: small-subunit processome; 90S preribosome; t-UTP complex. Gene Ontology annotation, molecular function: snoRNA binding. The record is from RefSeq and is a predicted model, not a curated record. Gene Ontology annotation, biological process: maturation of SSU-rRNA from tricistronic rRNA transcript (SSU-rRNA, 5.8S rRNA, LSU-rRNA); positive regulation of transcription by RNA polymerase I. Lineage: Eukaryota; Metazoa; Arthropoda; Insecta; Diptera; Drosophilidae. The transcript is spliced from 4 exons. The coding region runs from base 45 to 6350 and encodes 2101 amino acids.
AAGAAUUUUUGGUUGUAUUAAGAUUUAGUUUAAAAACGACAAAAAUGGCCACGUCUUUGGCACAACAGUUGCGGAAGCUGCAAGCUCCGCAAACAUCAAUACAAUUGGCAGACGCACAUAGUCGCGCCUCUAUUCUGUUCGAUCCAAAAGAAGCAGCCAACAAGGACAGGCGUGAAAUUUUCGACAUUGCUUCUAGUGGCUUGCUGGAGCUCCAGACGUUUAAUCCGGCCUUCAAGCAAUUCGAGUUAACGCUCUUUGAUGAGGCGAGCAUCACUAUGGAACGGGCCGUGGAGACUGCUGAAGUGAAUAAGCUGCUCGACUUAAAUAUUGCAAAGUUUCUGCAACAUUUAUCACCAUAUUUUUUGCUGAGGCCUGCGCACAUGUGCUUCGAGUGGCUGUUGCGCCGCUUCCAGGUGCAUGUGUACAAUCGUGAUGAUGUCAUGGCACUCAUUUUGCCCUACCAUGAGACAAAUACUUUUGUGCAGGUGCUGCAAACGAUGAAGCUGAGGGACUGCCCGAAUUGGGACUGGCUCGGUCGCUUGCAACGACCCGGCGUGACGCUAGCUAAAUCAGCAAUCAUCAAUCGUGCCUCUAGCGAAAAAGAGUUUCUCAACUUCAUUUGUCGGUCCACACAAAGAGCUGUUAAGGAAAUGGGACCACGCGCCCAUCAAUUGCAGACCCAAUUGAAUUUCUAUUCCACUGUUGUUGUGGGAGUACUGCAGGUGGCAGAACCAGUGAAGGACUGGCACAUUACCAGCAUACUGGAGUCACUGCUGCGCGGCUUACGCUCGGGCACGCUGGACUUUGUAGCCGCCUCAUUUGUGAUUUUGGCCCAGCUCGUCUUGCGCACCAAACUUAAGAUGAAAAUAUGCAAUGUUUUUCUGGAACGUGUCGCGAACUGCACCUUCGAACGUCUACAUAAAUCGGCACUGCAGUUGCUCAUUCUCAUACUGGACAAGCAGCAGUCGGCGAGACUUAAAUUUCAACCGGAAACGAUGCUCAAUCUCGUGCGCCAACGCUGGCUGAUCCCAUCGCUGGUCAGUUUGACCAAGGAGAACAUUGCCAUUCAAGCCAUUUGCAUGCCUCUGGUAAGUGGCGCCGUGUUGGCUGUGCGUAAGGAGCAACCAUCCUCAGAAACCUAUCAACAGUUUCUCAAUCAGCUGUUGGUGGAAGUGCCAUUGUCCCAAUCAAGCGCUGAACAAAUUAUUAAUUGCUUUCUGGACAACUACGUCAACACAGAUGGGCACCCAAAUUUGAAAAAACCUCUACAGGAAAGCGAUAAUGGUACAAUACUCUUAGAUUCGGAUGACGAAAUGGAAGGCAUAAAGUCUAAUUUUCGAACCUGGUAUACUGAUUACUUGGCAAAGCUGGAGCGAAGCUAUCCAGUUGCUUUUGAUAUGUGUGUGAAGGAAGCACUAGCCAGUAAACAAAAAACAAGCACUCGACAACAGGCCUUGCGACUAGCUUUGGGCUUCCGUUUAAACACCACAGACGACCGUGCAAAGGUGGCCUACGAGAAGCUUUAUCACUAUAAUGCCGACUGGCGUUUGAGUGCUGUAAAAAGUCUGUUAAAAAGUUUGCAGGUGCCCAAGAAACGUGAACGCAGUUACACGCUUUUACAGCAGUGUCUGGCGGAUCGCAUCAAGGACGACAGCGCCGCUGUCGUUGGCGCAUUACUAAGCGAACUGUCCACUGCGGAUUUUGUGCAAAUGCUUGGCCCUAAGCAAUUUGCCCAAACUCUAUGCGAACUUGUUAAGAGAGCGCAACUACAGCGCGAGGAAUGGUUAGAGUUUGUGCCGCAGGCUGUGCAACACUUGACAAGCGGCAUUGUAAGCGAGAGCUUUGAUAACAAUCUGUUGUUAUUGGCCCUGAUGCCGUACCUCUUUCCCAGCGAAGCUACGCUGCAUGCCCGCGAGCACGAGGUUCUAUUAAUUAUUGUCAACAGUGAGUUUUGUGCGAAGGUGCAGCUGUUGAAAAAUUUGCAAGUGAACCAGAGCUUUGAAAAAUUUAAUGUGGGCGAGCAUCGGCAACAUUUUUUGGACAUCAUAGCCAGCGAAAAAUCGUCAAAGGAGCAGCAAUCAUUAAGCGCUGAAACAUUGCUACAAAGCGUUGAAGCGCAUGGAGGCGUCAAAUUUCUGAAGGAGGCAGCCAAUCUCACGCACUUGUUGCUGUUGCUCACUGCCUACGCAAAACGCAAAUUAAAUGCCAGUGAGGCCUUGAACAUGCUUGAGAAAGUGCGCAAUUACAGUCAUGGAUUUGAGCUGCGAAUGGCGGGCACUACCAGCCAUAAUAAUCACAACACCAAAUAUGUGUCUCUAGAGUUAUUUGCAGACUUUAUGGAAACGCUCACAGGCCAUGUGAAAUUUGAGGAAUUGGAAAACACGAACUGGACACAGCCAACUGAUGAGCUACGCUUGUGCCUGCUCCUCUUGGACGACAUAACAGCGCGUAUCUAUGACAAGCGUGCGUCCGCGUCAGAUCGUCAAUUGUGGCUGGACACAAUGAAGCAAGUUUUGAACUUCAUGCUGCCGCAGGCCCAACAAAAAUUCGACUUCUUGAGCAAUUUUUAUGUGUACGAUGAGCUGCCGCAAAUCUAUAAGAAUUCAGCAGACUAUGCGCUGUUGCGUGUGCGCGGCUUCAUGCUGCUCCAGGCCGUGCUAAAGAACAACUUGCAAAUAGACUGCAAGCUGGAACAUGUGCUGCGUUUAUCGCAGGCCUGUGCCUCCCCUCUUCCGACGCUGCGCACACAAGCUGUGCAAACUUUGGCUCUACUUCCCCGGUUGGAGCCACAUGUGGCUUAUUUUGUGGAAUCGCUGCUGGCGCGCCGCAGCGAACUUACCAUGGACCAUGAACAAUAUGCGCUGAUUAUGUUCACCAUUUUGGAGCCGGGCAAGCAAAUAGCGAAGCAAAAAUUGCUGUUGGCAAAGCUGCGCCGGGAGUAUUUUGCUUUGAUUUCCGAUGCCCAAAAGCUGCCAAGUUGCACUGCCGCCCUGCUGCGGCCACUAAAACAUGUCAAUAAUGAGGAAAUGCUGGGCAUCUUGCUGCCUCUAGCCCACUCGGCUCUGGAGAAAAUUGACGCCACCUCGUCGGAGGGACUGAAGAAACUGGAAUCACCUUACAGCAACAUAUAUCAGUCCAUAGUGGAACGCUUCGAGGGAAAUGUGGCGGUGAGUGUUUUACAACGCAACCCGGAGGCGUGGAACCUAUUUGAGCUGAGCUUUGCCAAGCAUGAUGUUUAUAUACAGACGGAACAGAAGCUGCAGCCUUUGCCGUGUGUGCUCCUAAACACCCUAACACCUGAGACCUUUGAGCGAAUGCAAGCCAAGCAUAAAGUGGGCUUGAUAAAGCUGAUCAUUCAGGCAGCAACACAAUCUGAUAAUGAUAGCAUCUUUCUAGCUGCUCACAAACUGCUCAAACGUUGUAUUAUUGAGUGCCAGCCAUUGGUCCCUAUGUUGUCUGAGGUGUGCAGUCAGAGCAUGCAGCUGCAAAAGCCGCUGACUCGGAGCCGUCGCACCGGCAUCAACGCACAAUUAGAUUUGAGUUCCUUGAGCUGGAAGCAGGGCAUGACACUGCUGGAAUUGCUAGAGCACAAGAAGCACCUUCUGAACGCUGAGCUCCUGAUACCUGCUUUAUUCGGACUGCUGCAGGCCUGUCUGGAGCUAGAGGAGCACAGUGCAGCUGAGCAUCCCAAACAGUUGAUACUCUCCUGUCUGCUGCAUUGUUGUCAAACGGCUGAAACGGCUGGCGUGAACGUGAAGAAGGUGCUACCAGAGUCCUGCUUUCGUAUUGAGCUGGUCGUGCAAUGCUUGCGCAACACACAGAAUCCACAAACACAACAACAUGCUCUGCUCUUCCUCACCCGCUGUGCUGACCUGUAUCCUCAACAGGUGCUGCAUAAGAUUGUGGAGAUCUUCACGUUUGUGGGCUCCACAGUGGCGCGAAACGACGACGCCUUUAGUCUGCACAUUAUUAACAAUGUGGUGCUCUCCAUUAUACCAACAUUGCUGCAACAGCCCGCCCAAGGCAAGCCCCUUGUUGUGCCGGUCCUAAAAGUGUUCUCGGACAUAUGCAUUGAUGUGCCGUUGCAUCGUCGCCUGCCACUUUAUGCCACGCUCUUCAGCGUGCUGGAACCCAAACGUCAUCUCUGGCAGUUUCUCUGCAUUGUGCUGGAAGCACAGACGGUGAUGGAGCAGCAGCCAGCCCAGGUGGACACGAACAACACACGUCUGGAGUUUGCACGCGAACUGACACUGAUGUUCGAUGACCCAGAGCUCAUAUUGGAAACCUGUGUGUGCUUGCUGGACUAUCUCGCCCAACUGCCAACCAGCAAGUCGAACGACGGUAAUACGAAGCAAAGCAACUCAUCGAUUCUGGAAACGGAACAGCAACUUUUUGAUGUGCGAACGCACAGCUUCAAGCAAUUGCGUCACUAUAUGUACCUCAUCACCGACUAUCUGUGCAGCUUAAGCGGCAGUACGGAAUUCAAGACGAAACUGGACGCGCCAACGGCUGUCGCGCUGCAGAACCUCAAGCCCUUCUAUCAGGACUUCAUACUAAAAACGCUCGGCUAUGUCACUGUGGCGAACAAUGCGUUACUGAGUGCCGCUGGCACGCUCUCGCUGGAGAAGUACUGGCGGGUCAUUGGCAAUCAUGCGCACGACAUUCUGAACAAUGCCAUCGGACUGCUCUCACCUGAAUAUUUCCUCAGCGUCAUCACCGAAUUGCUGCAACAUGAAAUAAUCCAUGUGCGCAUCAAAGUCCUGGAGCUGUUGGCUGACAAGUUGCAGGCGAAUAAUGAAUACUUUAGUAACUGCGAUUCCAAGCAUUUUGGCAUAUUGUUCGCACCCUUGGUUGACAUUGUCGACGUCGUCCUGAAUCAGAAUGCCAACAAUGCCCAGCAGGCGCAGUUGCAACAAUCAGCACUGCAUGCCAUCCAGCUGUUGGCCCAACGCUAUGGCCGUGAAUACAUUACGGAAUGUCGUUCGCUGCUGGCUACACUCACGCGAAUCACGAAAAUGCGCUCGAUGGUGCCCAAGGCAGUGGUGGGCAAUGUACUGCUCACUCUGGUCGAAAUCUGCGCCAGCCUUAAAGCUCAUGCACUGGCUCAGUUGCCCAAGUUCAUGCCACAAUUGACGGAAAUGCUGAAGGAGCAGCUGCUGCAACCAGCGCCAGACUAUCUAUGCUCCGCUCUAAUCACAGCUAUUCAGAAACUGUUUGUUGCCCUGCCUCUAUUUCUGGCACCAUAUCUGGUUGAUAUAAUCACCCCUCUGGCUCACCUCUCCACGCAACUAAGUCAGGACCAGUUGGCACAGGAUAAGCGCGCCCAGGCGCUUCAGUUGCGAAUUGACGACGUUUGGCUGAGCAUUGCGAAGGGCACAGAAGUGCGCGUUCUUGUGCCCAGCUGUGCUAAGGUCUACGCCAAUCUUCUGGAUGCGCAGAGCUACGAUGAGCUGUCCACUCUAAUGAAGCUUUUGCUGCAGUGUCUGAAGCAUAACAACAAUGCGCAGCUGCAACCUGUCCAAUCGGAACUUGGAGAGCUGUUUCUGCAGGCGCUGGAGUUUAGACUGCACGUGCGUGGACGUGGUCUGAGUCGCGAGCGCGUUGAUCAGAUUGAAGCAGCCGUCAUUGAGGCCUUCGUCCAUUGGAUAUUGAAGCUGUCGGAGACCAGCUUCAGACCCAUGUACAGCAAGGUCUAUAAAUGGGCCUUGCAGCAAAAUGAGCAACGCGAGCCAAUGCUCACAUACUUUUUGUUAACCAACAAAAUAGCCGAGGCCUUGAAGUCGCUGUUUGUGAUAUUUGCCGACAACUUUAUUCAGGACGCGGCGCGACUACUGCACGAACACAACAUGCUGAGAGAGAGCCACAAUAACGAGGAUGAAUCCCUGAACGAACAGCUGGUGUCCGCAAUUUUAAGUACCCUGCAGCUCGUGUUCCAGCACAGCACCAAUGAUUUCCUUAACUCGCAUCGUUUCAACACCUUAAUGCAGCCCAUUGUGGAUCAGCUGGAGAAUGAACUGGUAUUGAGUCGCGAAUCCCUGCAACAGUCGCUGACCACUUGCAUUGCCCAAUUGGCGGUGGCGGUCUCCAAUGAUGUACACUGGAAACAGCUGAACACUCAGGUGCUGCUGAAGACGCGCAUUCAGAAGCCCGAUGUAAAGAUAUUGGCCUUCAAUACCUGUGUCGCAAUUGCCCAAAAAUUGGGUGAAAGCUUUGCUCCGUUGCUGCCGGAGACGGUGCCCUUCAUAGCCGAACUGCUCGAGGAUGAGCACGAUCGUGUGGAGAAAAACACCCGUAGCGCUGUCCAGCAACUGGAGUCCAUACUGGGGGAGCCAGUGCAGAAAUAUUUGUAGAAACUGACUUCUUGAUUUGUGUUAAAAUAAUUAUAAACAAUAAAACGCUGUACCUAUA